This is a messenger RNA of Thlaspi arvense, 1011 nucleotides long. The record is from the annotation of a GenBank genome assembly. NCBI's taxonomy places the organism in Eukaryota, Viridiplantae, Streptophyta, Magnoliopsida, Brassicales, Brassicaceae.
AUGGCUCCAAUGCAGAUGACUGUCGAGAAGCAAACUGAAGUUGACGUGACGGUGAACCCUAACAGUGGGAAAAGGGCUUACGUCACCUUUCUCGCUGGAAACAAAGAUUACUGGAUGGGUGUUGUUGGUCUUGCCAAAGGACUUCGUAAGGUGAAAUCGGCUUAUCCUCUUGUGGUUGCCAUGCUCCCGGAUGUGCCUGAGGAACACCGUCAAAUUCUGGUGGCUCAAGGAUGUAUACUCCGUGAGAUCGAACCGGUCAUUCCGCCGGAAAACAAAGUCGCUUAUUCCAUGGCCUACUUCGUCCUCAAUUACUCCAAGCUUCGUAUUUGGGAGUUUGUGGAGUAUGAGAAGGUGAUGUAUCUAGAUGGAGACAUACAAGUGUUUAAUAACAUUGAUCAUCUAUUCGAUAGUCCUUCCGGCUACUUAUACGCCGUUAAAGAUUGUUUCUGCGAGAUAUCUUGGUGUAAUACUCCUCAAUACCAGAUCGGUUACUGCCAACAGUCACCUGAAAAGGUGACAUGGCCGGUGGAAAGCCUUGGUUCUCCGCCUCCGACAUAUUUCAACGCUGGUAUGUUAAUGUUUGAACCAAAUCUCGCCACUUACGAGGAUCUCCUCCGUGUUGUUCAGAUCACUACUCCAACCUGUUUUGCCGAACAGGAUUUUCUGAACAUGUUCUUUAGGGACAUUUACAAGCCGAUCCCUUCGACCUACAACCUUGUGCUGGCUAUGAUUUGGCGUCAUCCGGAACACGUUGACCUUGACCAAAUCAGUGUUGUUCAUUACUGUGCAAAUGGAUCAAAGCCUUGGAAAUACGAUGAAACUGAAGAUCAUAUGGAACGUGAGGACAUUAAAAUGUUAGUGAAGAAAUGGUGGGAGAUCUACGAAGAUUCGAGCUUAGACUACAAAAACUUUGUCGAGGCUGAAUCUAAGUUGAAUCCGAUCACUGCAGUCCUAGCUUCCAAUGAAUCGGAUGGCGAUGUCGUUACGAACCUUGCCCCUUCCGCUGCGUAA